AUGGACCAGCACCUAAAAGGCGUCAACAAUCGGAUGGAAGCAGGACGGAAGCGGUCACUGGAUUCGUCCAGUAGCAGUGAGGAUAGCGAUAGUACAGAGGAGGAACACAACACUGUCUGUGGAGCGGUGAAAGAGUCUUGCUAUAUCGAUGAACACACAAAAAACGAACGGAAAAAGCGGAAAUUGCGUGAGUUCCGUAAUUUCUUGAUGCCUAAGAAUGCGAUUGCAGCACUACACGAACUCCAGGGUACCGGUAUCACAGAGUAUAUCGUGACCAAGCACGGAACACAAACGAAGGCAAAAAUCGUGAUCAACAACGUAAACACGAAUGAAGGAACAGCAGAAUACGCCUCAAAAGCAGCAGCAACAGACAAAUUGGACAGUCUACCGGUUGAUGUUGAAACGGAAGCAAUCGAAUACGUUGAAAAGGAGGAUAUACCGAUUGAACUUCUCGCUUCGUUCGCGCUGCAUAAACUGUUCACCGAAUGGGAGGCCGAAGGAUUCAAGAUGCCGAUUAUUAAGAUGUCGCGGGAGAAAUCGACCACCCGGGCAGAGGAACUGGCACCGGAAGAGGCAGAGAAUGGGUUGAUCCGUACGCCGUUAAGGCCGAAGCUAAUCAAAACCGUAGCGGAUUUGCCACCGAACGCCAACAGAUACCAUCCGACCGCAUUGUUUACAUAUAUGCGCCCAAAAGUUUUGUACGAUGAUCUCGAUUCGAACAACGAUCGGCUGCAUCCAGAGUUUACAGUCCGCUUGCAGUCUGACGGUCACGAUUUUAUCGGUAAGGCCCGUUCGAAGAAGCUGGCUCGAAAGGCAGCUGCAAUUGAUGCCUGCAAGCAACUAUUUGGCGUAGUGUUUGACGAGAGUUUUGAUAUAGAUGCCUGUUGUAAGGUGUCAUUGCAGAUACCCGUUCACACUACUAGCUCGCGAAAAGGAUGGGGUUUGUACCAAGAUUGGUUCUGAUGUACAUAAUAUCUUGCAAUGGAGUCAAAAAGUGUAAACAUUUACAUUUUAUGCUGUAUCCCGGCCAUAUGAAGCGCAUCCUUUAAGCGACGAGUUUUAUUUUUGGUUUCAAUUGGAACAUUCUUUCAAUUAAACAACACUCUCUUUUGUUCUUUACAAUGAAAUAUAUUUGUUUUCGUUGCCAACACACAAUUUUCUUUGUCGAUA
This is a messenger RNA of Anopheles funestus (African malaria mosquito), 1170 nucleotides long. RefSeq lists its product as uncharacterized. The transcript is spliced from 2 exons. The record is from RefSeq and is a predicted model, not a curated record. Lineage: Eukaryota; Metazoa; Arthropoda; Insecta; Diptera; Culicidae. Bases 1 to 963 code for a protein of 320 amino acids.